Ostertagia ostertagi is the source of this 225-nucleotide messenger RNA. The record is from the annotation of a GenBank genome assembly. Lineage: Eukaryota; Metazoa; Nematoda; Chromadorea; Rhabditida; Trichostrongylidae.
AUGCCCUACCCCUCGGGCCCUCCCUUCGAACCUAACUAUGUGACAUUAUCGAUGCAUGAAAAGACAAGUGUGACGGGUGUGUUGGUGGCAAUGAAAGGCGACGGCAGUCACUUCCUCGUUGAUCAACUCAAAACGCCUAUUGGAAUCAUGGACAGCGCUGUGCUGAGAACAGCCGACACCAUCAUGAUGACAAUGGACUGGGAUGAUGUGAAUCGACAUAAGUGA